AUGGGCUUCGCCAGCUUCCCGGCGGCGAUCGGAGACACAAAGAAGUUCGCAUUUGUGUACCCGACAGCCUUUUUUGCCGCUGGGGGGUUCGUGUAUUUGAACGCGGAGGCAAUGCCUAUAGCCGUGAACCAACUCUCAGUCAAUUGUACAAGUCGCGGGUUCCGAAUGGGGGGCAUGCAAAGCAUGACCUUGGACGUGGCGAACCAGUUAGAGCCCAACACGAUUCCCACGACGUUGCCAGCUAUCAGAGGUAAGGGCGCGCGUCGUUUCUGCUUCGUUGGACCAGGGCAGCUCGGAGAUGGAGAUUUCAUGAGCAACACGUUCGGUGGAUUCGCGUAUUGGUUCGACGAUGUUCAGAAACACCGUUUUUUUUCCCGAUUCUCGGAUACUCCGGAGUGGUAG
Messenger RNA from Prorocentrum cordatum, 402 nucleotides. The record is from the annotation of a GenBank genome assembly. NCBI's taxonomy places the organism in Eukaryota, Dinophyceae, Prorocentrales, Prorocentraceae.